Messenger RNA from Fusarium redolens, 1023 nucleotides. RefSeq lists its product as uncharacterized. The record is from RefSeq and is a predicted model, not a curated record. NCBI's taxonomy places the organism in Eukaryota, Fungi, Ascomycota, Sordariomycetes, Hypocreales, Nectriaceae. The transcript is spliced from 3 exons. The coding region runs from base 400 to 657 and encodes 85 amino acids.
AGGCUGUUGAGAACUGCGAAUUUCGCAUUUCGCACUUCACUCGUGGCCUUUGACGAGGAGUCGAUGCUAUCUACACCCAGCUUUCGUCGUUUGUUUCAGCCUGGCGUCAACAAAUUUUUUGGGUCUACCCGUUCGUUGCAUUUUGCUGUUCGUUGCCACCAUGCAUCCGAAACCUAGCCGCGCAAGAGCUGCACGGCAUGUCGACAGGCCAAGCUGGCUUGUGAUGCACGCCACAAAUCUACUGGAGUCUCGUGUACGAGGUGCAGCAAGCGCGGGCUACAAUGUCGGUUCGAUUCCAAUUUCAAAAGAAUUCCAACAAGAAAUAUCGUGGAGGCUAUCACCAACCGUAUUGAACUCCCGCAACCAGCCCUUGGUGAAUCAAGUUCGGCUCAGUUGACCAUGUCUCAAGGACCCUGCAUGUCCUUUUCAACCUGCACGCGCUCCUCCAGCCCGUCUUCUCAUACUGACUCGCAAUUUUCCACGGCACCAAUCGGCGCUACUCAAAACGCUCCUGCAGAUGCAUCAGACGCCCCCACCGUGAUCGGUUCUGGCGAUAUGUUCGAUGCUGAAUUCAUGGACCCCUAUGGGUAUAUUUUGAGCACCGAUCCGUCCUUGAUGGUUGAUAACUUGGAGGACCCAUGCUUGAGGAUUUCGUGACCUCCCCCCAAUGUCACAGACAUCAAUGCAUAGACGUCUAUAUAAAGUCCUGACUAGUCCCAGUUGGAUAUUUAAAUAACCAUUAUUAUCCAUGAUACACUUUCCCCAUCUCAGUUCAAUUACUCAUGAGUCUGUCUCAUAGACCACUCCUGGCUUUAUCCUGAAGUGGUGGUUCUUCCCCCCGCUCCUUAUGCAGACUGGAAAUUGGUAACGCACAACGACUUACAGCGGAAUAUCUGGCAUAGCCAUGUAUCUAUAUAGCCUGGUCUUUUUACCGAUCACGGCUGUUGCCGCCAUAUCCGUUGGUAUCCUGAGACGAAACUCAAGCGACACGUGAUCUGCUAAUAGGUGCCGCUUUUAUAGGAC